UCACAAGACGCUGAUGUUUGUUUCCAUUAUUGGUUUCUGUGGCAGCCGAAGUGUUAUAUUAUAUGUGGUGUUUGACACAUAAUCUUAACAUAUCAAAAUUAAAUACAUUUAAGCACCUGUCUAUAUUCCCACUCUUGGGAAAGGCCUUGUGGCCAUGGCAAAAGACCCACUGGCAGAAGCUGGUCUUCAUUUUGAUGAACUCAACAAGCUACGGGUGCUGGAGCCGGAAGUGGGCCAGAAGACCACAGAGCUCAAAGAAGAGUGUAAAGACUUUGUUGAUAAAAUUGGCCAGUUUCAGAAGAUAGUGGGUGGUCUCAUUGAGCUGGUGGACGAACUGGCCAAAGAAGCAGAGACCGAAAAGAUGAAGGCUAUUGGAGCAAGGAACCUUUUGAAGUCAGUAGCCAAACAGAGGGAGGCCCAGCAACAGCAGCUCCAGGCCCUGAUAGCAGAGAAGCAAAUGCAACUAGAGCGGUAUCGCAUAGAGUACGAAGCUCUUUCCAAAGUGGAAGCUGAGCAGAAUGAAUUCAUUGAUCAGUUCAUUCUGCAGAAAUAAGGAGUUGAAAGACCCGUGUGUGUGGGUGUGACCAUAUUUCCAGGUGCCUGUAUUGUUUUCUAUGGGUGAUAUCCACUACAACACAGGAAUCAGUUAGCUGAACACAACCUCUCUUACUCCUCACAAUCAACAGUCUAUCUAAAACAGAUGUUUUGUGCUGACAGCGAAUAAGCAGACUUGAUGCAAAAUUCAAAGGAACCUCUCACCUUUGCAGUUCUGUGGUAAUGUACCAUGUUUUUCAAUUGUAGGUGUGAAAAUCAACCAAUCUUUCACCCAGUCAUGAAUUUCCAUAAUUUAAAAGUUGAAGAAAUUAAUUAUAUUUGAAACCCUAGUCUCUGUGUGGCAUACCUUUCAAACAACUACAUGUACGUCAGACACAGCAAUUGGGAAAGGAAGCUAUUUAUAUACAAAAGGAAUUUAUUUAUAAUAUUUAUACUGAAGAACUACUCCGUAUCGCUAGUUUUAUUACCUUUUCUACAAGUGUAAAAACAAAGUACGGUAUUUGCAUGUUACUGUAAUUACUUGAUUUUGAAAUAUAUUUGUAAUUGCAUUUUUCUGUAGUGCCCCGUCCUGUGUUAAUGCUGUCUGUUUUCAGCUAUGAAUAUGUUGUUUUGUUUUAUAUCAUCAUUUGUUGGUGCAUGUGGGAUUACAUCUAAACAUUUUCUCUCAGGCUUAAUAGAAUUUUAGGCCAGUACAUUAUUUACAGUAUACCCCCACAUUUCUCAUUAAAUAUACUCAUUCCCUGCCUGUACAUUCAUCCAUGUUAAAGGUUAGUAAACCGACUUUGUUGACCAACUUCAUCAAAAGAUAUGUACUUGAAUAAAAAGGAUUUGCACAUA
This is a messenger RNA of Esox lucius (northern pike), 1392 nucleotides long. It is a transcript of the gene ift20, whose product is annotated as intraflagellar transport 20 homolog (Chlamydomonas). NCBI's taxonomy places the organism in Eukaryota, Metazoa, Chordata, Actinopteri, Esociformes, Esocidae. Gene Ontology annotation, biological process: intraciliary transport; protein localization to cilium; centrosome localization. Bases 155 to 553 code for a protein of 132 amino acids. Gene Ontology annotation, cellular component: intraciliary transport particle B; cilium; Golgi apparatus. The transcript has 5 exons. The record is from RefSeq and is a predicted model, not a curated record.